Silurus meridionalis is the source of this 1905-nucleotide messenger RNA. It is a transcript of the gene tpd52l1, whose product is annotated as tpd52 like 1. Lineage: Eukaryota; Metazoa; Chordata; Actinopteri; Siluriformes; Siluridae. Gene Ontology annotation, cellular component: cytoplasm. The record is from RefSeq and is a predicted model, not a curated record. Gene Ontology annotation, biological process: positive regulation of MAP kinase activity; positive regulation of apoptotic signaling pathway. Bases 140 to 751 code for a protein of 203 amino acids. The transcript has 7 exons.
UAGAGGUGAUUUGGCAACACAGAAACCAGAGUGAAAUGUGGGAGUUGACUUGGAUUAAACAGCAGCUGACUUUAACUCCACCAACAUAGAACUUGUGUGUUGGUUCUGCACACUGAAACACUCAUUUCACUACAGUGGCAUGGAGCAAAGACAAGGACCUUCAGGAAAAGUCCCAGAUCAGGAUGUGGAGGAGGGCAUGGGGUCAGAGGCAGAGCUGAACAAUACUAUAACAGAUGAAGAGAGAAAGGAAAUGCAGAAUGAUCUGAUCAAGUUGGAGGAAGAAAUUGUCACACUGAAACAAGUGCUGGCCUCCAAAGAGAAGCAUCAAGCUGAGCUAAAGCACAGGCUGGGUUUGACGACAUUAAGUGAGCUGAAACAGAACCUAAGCAAGAGCUGGAAUGGUGUUCAGUCAAGCACAGUGUAUAAAAAGACCUCGGAGACUCUGAGCACGGCAGGCCAAAAGACCACAUCGGCCAUCAGCAACUUUGGAACGGCCGUAAGCAAAAAGAUUGGGGACAUGAGCUACUCGAUAAGCCACUCGAUGAGCAUGCCCACCACGAGGAACACUGAGACCUUCAAGUCUUUCGAGGAGAAGGUUGAAACAACCGUUUCGAGCAUUAAGACAAAGGUCGGAGGGACUGCCAGUGGAGGAAAUUUCGAGGACGUGCUUUCAUCAGCAGCUCAGGCCAGCGCUCAGAACGCCAGCCCCACAGCCUCUGCUAACGACCUGGGAGAACACAAGGAGUGUUAAGAACAACUCAAACUUAAUAAGGAAUGUACAGCCUGCUGUAUGAUUGGAGAUGAAGCUCUGGUGCCCCUCUGUGGCUAGGAGGAUACAGCACCUGGAAACUGGAAACGGUUCUUGUCUUAAAUGAAAUAUUUGCCAUGAACAAGCAUUUCAUUUAGGCUGUGUUUUAAAAUAUUUUAAACCCCCAGAUCAGUUCAUUUUACCAAUUCGAGGUCCAGGAAAUGUAACAAAAUGUUUACAGAAAGCAUUGUAGUCUAAUGUAUUUGCCUUUUUGAAAACAAAAACAAGUUGUGGUCAGAAGUGAUGAUUGAGCAUUACAAUAACAAUAUUUCAAUCCAGUGUUUUUCAGCCUCCAGUGUUAUCAAUUGGUUUAGUUUUAUUAGCUGCUUAGUUUUUGUAUAAACUUGUACCCUACAUUUAGUUUCCAGAUUAUUGCAUUAAGGUAGAAAAUGUUUGUGUUUCAGAAUAGCCUGUCAAUUAUGACCCUUUUAGGUUUUUUUUUUUUGGUUACUUAAUGUUAUAAUUGAAGCAGAGUACUUUUUCUUUCUUUUUUUCUUUUUCUUUUUACAGAUACCUGUGUGACAGAAUAGAUGUUCAACACUAUUCAAAAUCUAGUCCACUUCUUAAUAAAACCAAUCCAAAAAGUCACAAAGUAAUCUUAUAUUCUUCACAUAUCAAUAGCAGCCACUUUAAAUGUUAGAAGUUCCAUAUACAACAGGAAAUAAAAUAAAACCCACAGUAACCAAAUUACAUUCCAUUGGAUUUUCAAUAAUGAAGCCAUCAAAUAUUUUAAGACUUUUUUUUUUCAAAUCCACUCUGGACUAGUUUAUUUUAAAUAUCUUUAGGUGAAAUCUGAUUUUUCUUUAGGUGAUGUAGAGAAUCUGUGGGAAUGUCUGGGGGAAGAGAGACGUCACUUUUAUUAUACAGAAAACAUAGACGAUAUUAGAACACAGAGCUAGGACAUGAACCGUAAUGUUGAUUGUUUUGUUGUAGCUUUGGAUAAAACUAUGAUUUCCAUGUAUUUGAUAUUAUAUGUGUGAUGGAUUAAUUUCUGGUCAAGACUUCAGGUGGGACCUUGAAGACAUUUUGUCAUCUCAUGUGUUGAGUUGGUUGUUUCUUCGGUGCAAAAAAACCCAAAAUAAAAUAUUCUUAUAAUA